Molecule: messenger RNA, 2463 nt
Organism: Zingiber officinale
Lineage: Eukaryota; Viridiplantae; Streptophyta; Magnoliopsida; Zingiberales; Zingiberaceae
Product: O-fucosyltransferase 7-like
Exons: 12
Coding region: 428-1999 (523 amino acids)
Cellular component (GO): cytoplasm
Source: RefSeq, a predicted model, not a curated record
GCAUGUGGACAGUAAGCUGUACUCGAAGAACGCAUUAGCAGGGAAAACUUUUUCGUCUUGGCUUGAGUUUACUGAUUUCAGAUUUCAAUAAUAAGCUUCCUAAGAAUUUUGAUCCCUGUUCUUGUUAUUGUCAUAGUUAAUCUUUCACCGAAUACAUACAAAUGGAGAAAAAUUGGAGUAAAUAUAUUAUUUUGACAGCUGCCAGUUUUGCAGCAUGCAUAGGGGCAUACAUGGAAGGGAAGGAUGGCGGUGGAGGCCGCACUGGACUUGAAGGACGAGGUUGGGAAAGCCAAGCCUCUGUUGGCCUCCUCCUCCUCCCUCUCUCUCUCUCUCUUCUCUCUCUCUACUUCUUCUCCUUUCCCUUUCCAAAUCGGAGGAGAAGAGGAGCAGCAUAGGGCGAGAAUAAAGCGAAGGGCGAAGCGGUGGGAUGCAGCGGCGCAGGUCGACGCCGACCGCCCUCUCGACUUUCUGGUGGACUCUAAUGUGCGCCAUAGGAGCUAUCGCCGUCGCCGCCCUCGUGGUAGUACACGUGGUCCUUCUCCCUUCCGCCACCGCCCCCGACGCCUUCAAGCUCCCCCAGCAACGCGAGAUUGGAUACCGGCGAAACACGAACGAGCUCAGGUGGAUGCGGGAGAUCGCACCGCCCCAACUUCCCAAGCUUCCCAUUUCUGCACAAAAGGUGGGCAACUCGAAAGGAGAUUUUGAGUUUGCCAAGCUGUGGAAGUCACCUUCGAAUCGUAACUUUAUGCACUGUGUGACACCCAACUCAUCAUAUUUGCCUCCUUCGAGUUCAAGAGGCUUCUUGCUAGUUCAUGCAAAUGGUGGGUUAAACCAAAUGCGUGCUGGGAUAAGUGACAUGGUAGCAGUGGCACGAUUAAUUGAUGCAACACUUGUUAUUCCUCGGCUUGAUAAGAGAUCAUUUUGGCACGAUUCUAGCAAUUUCUCUGAUGUUUUUGAUGAAGAUCACUUUAUCCAUGCUCUGGCCAAUGAUGUAAAAGUUGUAAAGAAACUACCAAAAAAGUUGAGAAUGACCACAAAUGCAGUAGUACACUUCCGAAGCUGGUCAGGGCUGGACUACUAUCAAAGUGAGAUAUCACCUAUGUGGAAUAAUCAUCAGGUUAUCAAAGCUGCUAAGUCAGAUUCACGUCUUGCAAACAAUAACCUUCCUGCUGAUAUACAAAAACUUCGCUGCCGUGCUUUCUUUCAGGCCCUCAGAUUUGCUCCAAAAAUUGAAGCACUAGGAAAAUUAUUGGUGGAGAGGAUGAGAUUUUAUGGUCCAUUUAUUGCGUUGCACCUUCGUUACGAGAAGGACAUGCUUGCUUUUAGUGGGUGCACAUAUGGCUUGUCACCUGUUGAAUCUGAUGAAUUAGCAAGGAUCAGAGAAAAUGUUUCAUAUUGGAAGAUUAAAGACAUUGUUUCCCAAGACCAAAGGGCGAAAGGGUACUGCCCGCUGACUCCAAAGGAGGUUGCAAUUUUUAUUUCUUCUCUUGGAUAUCCACCAAAUACUCCGAUAUAUAUUGCAGCAGGGUCAAUAUAUGGAGGCAAUUCUCAUUUGGCUCAUUUGAAAUCCCACUUUCCUAUUUUGUUGAGCAAGGAGAAGUUGGCAUCAGCAGAAGAGCUCAAACCGUUUAGGCAAUAUGCCUCGCAAAUGGCAGCACUAGACUACAUAGUAUCUCUAGAAAGUGAUGUUUUUAUCCCGUCAUAUUCUGGGAAUAUGGCAAGGGCAGUCGAGGGUCACCGUCGCUUCCUUGGGCACAGGAAAACAAUUAAUCCCGACAGAAAAGCUCUAGUUCAUUUGUUUGAUAAGAUCAAUCGAGGAUCUCUGAGAGAAGGCAGGAAGCUAUCCAAUAUUAUUAGUGAGAUCCAUAAAAGAAGGCAAGGUUCUCCCCGCAAGCGGAAAGGACCUGCCACUGGCUCAAAAGGCGUAGAACGGUUUCGAUCCGAAGAAGCAUUUUACGAGAACCCUCUUCCUGACUGUUUAUGCCAGCAACAACCCUGAGAAUUGGCUGUCUAACUCGUGCAUAGAUAAUUUGACUGCGGUCAGUGUUUUAGAUGCCCACUAAAUGGUGCCAUCAGCUCAUACUUCUGACUCCAUAGAAAAUUCAAUACAAUCCAGACAUCCCACACAAGUUAGAAUGCCAGCAUGGUUAAUGAUUUUGCACAAGUUUGAUCCUAUAAGAACUCGACUUACAAGUGGAUGUGACCCGUCCCGAGAGGUGAGAUUGGGACAUAUUUCGUAUGCUUGAAGAUGAAGAGGAGGUAAACUACUACAAAUGAUGAAACAAAAGUAUCAAAAGUUAUUAUGCAAUACAGAUUGCUGAACAAUUAUUCCCAGCAUUACUCGAAGUGAUCCUUGAGCUAUUACUUAUUCCUGAAUUAGUUUAGAACAUAGCUAAAUCAUAGCUUAGUUCUUGCGUAAGUUUUCAUGAUUGCAAGGAAUAUAAUGAGAAUAAUUUGAUUGCA